AUGACGGGAGAGGAAGACGGUGGCAUCACUUUCGAGGCUAUUCCCGCGGUGGAUACUCUUCUUGAGCUGGAAGAGAUGUCCUUCGAAGAGUUUGACGGUGCUCUGAAGACAGGCAGUUUGGCCGAGAUGGUCAUCAUACGAUCGGAAGAGGAGAUCGACUCGUUGUCGCUUCUGGAUGAAGCUGUCCUGGAGUACACUAAGGGACCUGAUUAUGAGCUUGCUAAUGUCACGACGGUGACGUCGUCAGUAACGGAUUUGAUCAGCGCCGCAUACGUGGGUGAUGAUAUGUGUGUAGCACUGCUUCAGGCUCUCGGAAGCAAGGAGAUUGGAAACUCGGACAAUACUGGAUUCGGCUGCAACACAGGUGUGGUGGUCUUUGUGGGCCGUUUGAACAAGAUGGCUCAUCUUGCAGCAGUGUCGGACACUAUCAACGGUGUGGGUACAGCGACACUGCUUGUCGAUCGUGUCUUUCGACAACAUGGACUUUCGGGGGUGCUGGGCACCAAGAUAGAUAUGUCGACAACGGACCAUCCGCAGACCGAUGGUCAAACUGAGCGCGUGAAUCGCGUCGCUGAAGACGUUCUUCGCAGCGAUGAGACGCCGAAGCGCUGGAGUGCUAUGUUGCCACUCGAAAAGUUUGCUCUAACCAAUGCAGUGCAUUUCAUCUACCGGCUAUACGCCGUUCUACGUGAACGAGCUUAUUAA
Molecule: messenger RNA, 705 nt
Organism: Plasmopara halstedii
Lineage: Eukaryota; Oomycota; Peronosporomycetes; Peronosporales; Peronosporaceae
Product: reverse transcriptase
Exons: 4
Coding region: 1-705 (234 amino acids)
Molecular function (GO): nucleic acid binding
Source: RefSeq, a predicted model, not a curated record